AUGAACGUAUAAGAGUUAUUGUCAACUUUGAGCAUUGGCCAAGAGCAUAAAACUAAGAUCGAUGACAUUUAAAAAUAUAUAAUUGAGAACAGAAUUCAAGAGUUAUUCAAUGAAAUCUUGACAAAUAUUUUGCAUCACAGACCACAAAAUGCAAAGCAAUUCAUUAUAUAAUGCCUGUAAAACGUAAAAGUUGUCAGACCAGAUGACCCACAUAGUAACUAAAUCUAUGAGAUGAAGGAACCUUUCUUGCUGACUGAAGAUUUUGAGGCUAUUUUCGAAUCUUAUGAUGUCCUUGGUAUUUAAACUGUCCCAAUUGCUUAUCUCAUUCAAGGUAUCAACAUUCUCAUUUGA
Messenger RNA from Stylonychia lemnae, 351 nucleotides. Lineage: Eukaryota; Ciliophora; Spirotrichea; Sporadotrichida; Oxytrichidae. The record is from the annotation of a GenBank genome assembly.